Cryphonectria parasitica EP155 is the source of this 726-nucleotide messenger RNA. RefSeq lists its product as uncharacterized. Lineage: Eukaryota; Fungi; Ascomycota; Sordariomycetes; Diaporthales; Cryphonectriaceae. Bases 152 to 490 code for a protein of 112 amino acids. The transcript has a single exon. The record is from RefSeq and is a predicted model, not a curated record.
UUCCAAUGAUGAGGGCUCAACGUCUAACAAGGAGAAUUCCAAUCCCAGCAGCCGCCGCCGCCGACACACAGGCGCAGGAGUGGUCGACCGGAUCAGCCUCAAGCGGCAGGGCUCGUCUACUGUCUCAACCGGCAGCACCGGUGUGGGCAGGAUGGCCUUUGCGGCACCUGCGUCCACAGCAGCGAAUGGGGGCUUCAGGGUCCCUACACUGCUGCGGAAGGCAACGGCGAACUCGCUCAUGAGCACCGCGUCGACAGCUAGCUCAGGACCCAGUGCCGGUGCGGCCGGUAAUGGCAGUGGGUUUGGCGAAGGGGGCAAGAUCAAGAAGAACGCGGGCAAGAGGAGCGGGAUUAGCUACAUCGCGCGGGAGACGGACCGCCGCGCCAAGUUGGUCGAGGUGGAGAGGCGGAGGGAGGAGAAGAAGUUCAAAGCUGUUAAGGGCCGGGGCAAGGUUGUUGGUGGAUUGUUUGGGGCGGGCAAGUUCGAAUAAAAGGCUUGUUCAUGUCUUGGCCUAUGUGCGUCUCUUACUAUGCAAGGCCAUCAAAAAGAUGAAAUUGCCAAGACUGCUUUGGGAAGCGUGUGUCGAAUGGAGUUUGGGUCUAGGGGCGUGACGGAUAGGGAAUUCUGGCGUUUUUACCGAAUGUUACUUUCGUCCGUUUCCGUAGCAGCAACUUCUUAUACUGCCAUCUUUUGCGCACGAAGGAGUAAUGGAAAGUGCCAAAAACC